This is a messenger RNA of Glarea lozoyensis ATCC 20868, 1554 nucleotides long. RefSeq lists its product as uncharacterized. The coding region runs from base 1 to 1554 and encodes 517 amino acids. Lineage: Eukaryota; Fungi; Ascomycota; Leotiomycetes; Helotiales; Helotiaceae. The record is from RefSeq and is a predicted model, not a curated record. The transcript is spliced from 4 exons.
AUGGAGAAUUUUUUGGUUUUACCUGUGGUGUUGAGGAGGUCUUUGCUGGCUUUCGCCUUUUUUGGGAUUGCGGGUGCGCAGAUGACGACCGGAAGCAGUGGGAAUGCAACGUCUAAUAACACCAUUCCUGCGCCGAAAAGGACGUCUGUCGCACCGUUAAAUUGCUGUUUUCUGGUCCAGGAUACUGUGAGUGAGGUUUGGUGGGAACAGUAUUCGACCCGUUCGGCGGUGUCGCUCGUCAAUCUUACGUCGUACACUUAUUAUGUGACGCCAAUGCCGACGACGACUGUGACGAGUACGAAGACUGAGGUCAUAGAGACGAAUGCGACGUUUUAUGUAACUGUGGGAAAUGGGAGAAAUCCUUUGACGUUGUUUGAAAAUUCGAGUCCUGGGCCGUAUCAAGCGACUUCGAGGUUGUUGGGGAUAAAUACCACACAGAUUGUUACUGCAGGUGUCACAAUUCAAUCUCCAGCAGCGUAUUACAUAUACUCGACAGUUAAAGUCAUCACUGCAGCUCCGAUUACUUUAGACGGUCAACUGGCUUGCGGAACGCAGGCUAUAUAUAAACCAUACAGCAUAACUCUCGACCACGUCAACAGCAAUGCAGAAUCAUACUGGGGGACAAAAGUUCAGCCUUCUUCAAAGAUCCCAACCUCCACAGAACUUCUCACAGAAACGGGGACCGUAAACCAACCCGGCACCAAAUCGACAUAUACACAGACUCAAACUUUCACCGAAUACUCGACGAAAUUCUCAGCAUUCCCAUCAGGCGUAACGACUAUAUCGUUCGAUCCUUACGUGUACGCCCCUGAGUACGCGAAGACCGGGUUAAGAGGUGUAGGAGAGACGACCUGUGAUGAUGAUGAAGGUCGUAGUGAAGUCCGCUUUGGGUUCUUACCGGAACAGCUACUCAAAUACAUGGUUGGGGUACCAGAAAUCAGUUCUCAGUAUCCAGGUCUAGAGUCUUGUUUUGCAGGAGGGCCAGUUAUAGUCACACAAACGAAAUGUGAAGCUACUGCUGGAGAACUUCAGAUCCCGGGAGGUGAUUUGACUUCGUCGAAAUUCAUUACCGUCAAUCCAACGGAUGGACCUAUUACUUCUCAGCAAAGUUCUGCUUCAACUUCUACGACAUCCUCGCCGGUUCCAGUGAAGACUUCAGAAACUGUCACUCCCUCAACAUCCACGUCUAUUUCUACUAAGAAGCAGCCUACUUCAAUCAGCUUGACGCCUGUUACAGAGACGGCAACACCUACUCUUGCAACGCCGACUACUCAGUCUACUUCAACAUCAGUAUCAGAACCUCCUUCCCAGACUACCGCAAUAGUCAUCCCAAUUCCGAUCUCCAGCACAAUCACCACAACCCCCACAACCACUACAGCCACCACAACAUCAUCCGAUGGAUCGAUCGCCUCUGCAAUCGCCUCUCUAAUCGGUAUUCCUCCACCCGAGACUCCAACCACCACCACCACAACCGCAUCCGUCUCUACUUCAAUAACCGUUUCCUCCCAAACUCCCACCAGCAGAACACAAGGCCAUUCCCGACAGGCUCGAUAA